Leptopilina boulardi is the source of this 1048-nucleotide messenger RNA. RefSeq lists its product as uncharacterized. The coding region runs from base 342 to 755 and encodes 137 amino acids. NCBI's taxonomy places the organism in Eukaryota, Metazoa, Arthropoda, Insecta, Hymenoptera, Figitidae. The transcript is spliced from 2 exons. The record is from RefSeq and is a predicted model, not a curated record.
UUCGACAGUUUUGUAGUUUUGUGAGAAAAGUUGGAUUUGUGGUUGAGCAAUUGGUCGAGUGACCAAGAGGGGCUCAUUUAUUGUAACAAUUGUUUGGAGAAUAAAAGAAAAUUAACGAGUAAAUCGACCAAGUUAUUGAUUUGACCUGUCGACAUCUUUGAAUUGAUCGAUUUGUAACGAGAGUUGUGGAUAUCGGAGAGAGUAAUUUUGACAAGGGAAAGAGGAGUUGGAAACGAGAAAGGACGUUUGACUCGAGUGACAGAGGUGAGAGGAGUCGUGACAAGGCAAAGCGAAGGCGGAGAGAGAACUAUCGUUCAGUACCGCAUUUACCAAAGUACGACAUGCCACGCAGAGGAUUGACUGGGGAGUUGACGGGAGAUACUAGGAGAAUACCACGACGUGAGGGCAGCGCGCUGUUGCCAGACAAGUGGAAGGGAAAUGACGAGCUGUGCAAGAAGUUUAACAUGCCAGAGGCCAAACUGACAGAGGUUUCAAAGGAAGCGCCCAAAUCAAAGUUGGUACCGGCCAAACCACCAAUUGUGGAACUGCUUCCGACGAGAGAAACUCCAUUGUUGGUCGAUAUUCCCCCUCCAGCGUAUUAUGACGUGACAGCUCCUAAGAAAAAGGAGAAGAACCUGGCGGAGGCCAUCCGAGAAUUGACAGAGUUGAUGGCAGGACUACCGAUGGAAACCAUCAACUUGGCGAUUCGCCAAUUGAUCGAGGAGCGCAGGAACUCGAGUGGAAAAGAGGAGUGAUUGGAGCUGCUCGAUAAUUAUUUUGACAUGGGAUGGGAUGGUUUGCUUUUGAGUUUUUCUUUUUCUUUUUUUUUGAGUUUGUUACAGGUUCGGUUGAUUUUUCUUUUUGGUUUUGACGUGUUAUCUGGAGGUAACACGGACUAGGAGAGGGGCUUUGUGACGAAGUGGUCGUCAGACAUCCCCUGUUUAAAAUGACGCGCUUGAUUGUCGGGCCCAGGAGGUGGCGCCGCCAAACGGAAGAAGGUGUAGCUAGCCGCCGGGACGCCGAAAUCAGAUGUUCGCGUCAAGAGUAU